Closterium sp. Naga37s-1 is the source of this 3999-nucleotide messenger RNA. The record is from the annotation of a GenBank genome assembly. Lineage: Eukaryota; Viridiplantae; Streptophyta; Zygnematophyceae; Desmidiales; Closteriaceae.
AUGUCCGAUCACCGCCACCCAUUUAGGCUGCUAGUGCCGCGACCAGGCCAAGUGCUGGGUCUGGUGGGCACGAAUGGCAUUGGCAAGUCAACGGCGCUCAAGGUGCUGGCAGGGCUGAUGGACCGCCCGCUGCCAGUGCCGCGACCAGGCCAGGUGCUGGGCCUGGUGGGCACGAAUGGCAUUGGCAAGUCAACGGCGCUCAAGGUGCUGGCAGGGAAGCUCAAACCCAACCUCGGGCGAUUCAGUGUGAGCACCCAGCCCCUCUUCUCUCUCCAAUUCUCGCGUCCAUUCCUUCUUUUCACUCCAAUCCUCGCCCUUUCCUUUCUACUCGUAUUAAUACUAUUAGCUGCUCCUUAUCCACCCCCUCCCUUUCUCCCAUCCCCCCACUCCCUUUCUGCCUCUCCCCUUGCAUGCACACCCCCACCCCCCUUCCCUCCUUCUCAAAUGUCUCUCCUCUUUUCCCUUUCACUCUUAUUAUCACCCCGCAACCCCCCUGACUGGCAGGAGAUUCUGACCUACUUCCGAGGGUCUGAGCUCCAGAACUACUUCACUCGCAUUCUGGAGGAUAACCUGAAGGCCAUCAUCAAGCCACAGUACGUGGACCACAUUCCCAAGGCGGUCAAGGGGUUGGUGGGCGCAGCCAUCAUCAAGCCACAGUACGUGGACCACAUUCCCAAGGCGGUCAAGGGGUUGGUGGGCGCAGCCAUCAUCAAGCCACAGUACGUGGACCACAUUCCCAAGGCGGUGAAGGGACUGGUGGGCGUGGUGCUGACAGAAAAGGACGAGCGUGAUGCCAAGGAUGAACUCUCGGAAGUGUUGGAGCUCAAGCAGGCGGUGAGGGGGUUGGUGGGCGUGGUGCUGACAGGGAAGGACGAGCGCGAUGCCAAGGAUGAGCUGUCGGAAGUGCUGGAGCUCAAGCAGGUGUGGGAGCGUGAGGUGGAGCAUCUCUCAGGAGGAGAGCUGCAGCGGUUUGCCAUCGGGGUGGUGGCGGGGCAGCUGGGAGACAUCUACAUGUUCGAUGAGCCCUCCAGCUACCUGGACGUGCGGCAGCGGCUCAAGGCAGCCCAGGUCAUCCGCUCGCUGCUGCGCCCUGAUAGAGCACGAUCUGAGUGUGCCACGAGAUACGUGAUUGUGGUGGAGCACGACCUGAGUGUGCUCGACUAUCUCUCCGACUUCAUCUGCUGCCUCUACGGCAAGCCGGGUGCCUACGGGGUGGUCACACUGCCCUUCUCAGUGCGAGAGGGCAUCAACAUCUUCCUCGCCGGCUUUGUGCCAACCGAGAACCUGCGCUUCCGAGACGAGUCGCUCACCUUCAGGGUGGCGGAAACCCCAGUGGAUAAUCCCGAGGAGGCCAAGACGUACACGCGCUACAAGUACCCGCGCAUGGUCAAGAAGCAGGGCGGGUUUAAGCUGACGGUGGAGCCGGGGGACUUCACGGACUCACAGAUCGUGGUGAUGCUGGGGGAGAACGGCACCGGCAAGACCACCUUCAUCCGCAUGCUGGCGGGUCUGUUAAAGUCUGACCCGGACGAAGCAACCGGCAAGGAGGCGGCGAAUCUCCCCGAGUUCAGUGUGUCGUACAAGCCGCAGAAGACCAGCCCCAAGUUCCCUGCCUUACUCUCCUCCCUCCCUCCUCUCCUCUCCUCUCCUGCUGGUCUCUUAAAGGCUGACCCGGACGAGGAGACCGGCAAGGAGGCCGAGGACCUGCCGGAGUUCAACGUGUCGUACAAGCCGCAGAAGAUCAGCCGCAAGUUCCCUCUUUCGAUUCUCUUUCCCCGACUCCUUUCCCUCCCCUCUCCUGUCCUGUCUGCUUCUCAUCCCUUGCAGGCGGGUCUGUUAAAGUCAGACCUGGACGAGGAGACGGGCAAGGAGGCCGAGGACCUGCCCGAGUUCAACGUGUCGUACAAGCCGCAGAAGAUCAGAUCAGCCCCAAGUUCCCCUUCCCGUGCUCAUUCUCCUUCCCCUUCCCUUCCCUCUUUGAUCUCCCAUGUCCCUCCUAUCACACAGGCUGGUCUCUUAAAGUCGGACCCGGACGAGGAAACCGGCAAGGAAGCGGAAGAUCUCCCGGAGUUCAACGUGUCGUACAAGCCGCAGAAGAUCAGCCCCAAGUUCCCGCACAGCGUGCGCGCGCUGCUGCACUCCAAGAUCCGCGACUCGUUCCACCACCCGCAGUUCAACACGGACGUGCUGCGCCCCAUGCAGAUCGACCCGCUGUUAGACCAGGAGGUGGUGAACUUGUCGGGUGGGGAGCUGCAGCGCGUUGCCAUCACGCUGUGUCUCGGAAAGGAGGUGGUGAACCUGUCUGGUGGGGAGCUGCAGCGUGUGGCUAUUACCCUCUGCCUUGGCAAGGUGAGAAAGGGCACACAGACAGGUGUGAGCUGGGUGGGUGGUGGUGGGGCACACCCCUCCUUCCACCACCCGCAGUUCAACACCGACGUGCUGUGCCCCAUGCAGAUCGAUCCUUUGUUGGACCAGGAGGUGGUGAAUUUGUCAGGAGGAGAGCUGCAGCGCGUGGCCAUCACUGUCUCGGAAAGCUAUGUGGUACGGGCCAACCAGGUGUGUCCAGGGGCGGAUGGUGGUGGGACCCCUCCCUCCUCCCACCACCCUCAUUCCCUCUUCCCCUUCCUCCCCUCUCCAGCCUGCCGACAUCUACCUGAUCGAUCCUCGGCCCAUCUCGACUCGGAGCAGCGCAUUGUGGCGGCCAAGGUGAUCAAGAGGUCCAUCCUGCACUGGCAUUCCCCUCUUCCCUCUGGCUCCCUCUUCCCUUUCCCGAAUGCAGCCCGCCGACAUCUACCUGAUCGACGAACCCUCGGCCUACCUGGACUCAGAGCAGCGCAUCGUGGCGGCCAAGGUCAUCAAGCGCUUCAUCCCUCUCUCCCCACACUCCCCCCCCCUUCCCCCUGUGCUGCUUCCCACCAGCCUGCCGACAUCUACCUGAUCGACGAACCCUCGGCCUACCUGGACUCAGAGCAGCGCAUCGUGGCAGCCAAGGUGAUCAAGCGGUUCAUCCUGCACGCCAAGAAGACAGCGUUUGUGGUGGAGCACGACUUCAUCAUGGCCACGUACCUGGCGGACCGCGUCAUCGUGUACGAGGGGCAGCCGUCGGUGGAUUGCACGGCGCGCACGCCCCAGUCCCUCAACAGCGGGAUGAACCUCUUCCUCUCGCAACUGGACAUCACGUUCAGAAUGGACCCCACCAACUUGCGGCCGCGCAUCAACAAGAGGGAAUCUGUCAAGGACCGCGAGCAGAAGGCCGCCGGCACGCCCAUGGGAGCUGUACCCUUGGAGGGUGCACUCUUGGACCCCUUUCUCACUCCCCAACUGGACAUCACGUUCAGGAGGGACCCCACCAACUUGCGGCCGCGCAUCAACAAGAGGGAAUCUGUCAAGGACCGCGAGCAGAAGGCCGCCGGCACACAUGGGAGCUGUACCCUUGGAGGGUGCACUCUUGGACCCCUUUCUCACUCCCGUUUUCACCCCUGUUGUCUCUUCUGUCCCCCCCCCCCACCAUCAACACCCCUCCCCCCACCCCAUCAGCAACUGGACAUCACGUUCAGGAGGGACCCCACCAACUUGCGGCCGCGCAUCAACAAGAGGGAAUCUGUCAAGGACCGCGAGCAGAAGGCCGCCGGCACACAUGGGAGCUGUACCCUUGGAGGGUGCACUCUUGGACCCCUUUCUCACUCCCGUUUUCACCCCUGUUGUCUCUUCUGUCCCCCCCCCCCACCAUCAACACCCCUCCCCCCACCCCAUCAGCAACUGGACAUCACGUUCAGGAGGGACCCCACCAACUUGCGGCCGCGCAUCAACAAGAUGGAAUCUGUCAAGGACCGCGAGCAGAAGGCCGCCGGCACACAUGGGAGCUUUUUCAUUCCCGUUCACACCACUGUUCUCGCUCCUGCGCGACCCACCAACUUCCGGCCGCGAAUCAACAAGAUGGAAUCUGUGAAGGACCGCGAGCAGAAGAAUGCCGGCACCUACUACUACCUCGAUGACUGA